Drosophila subobscura is the source of this 1653-nucleotide messenger RNA. RefSeq names its product 5'-3' exonuclease PLD3. Bases 142 to 1620 code for a protein of 492 amino acids. Gene Ontology annotation, molecular function: catalytic activity. NCBI's taxonomy places the organism in Eukaryota, Metazoa, Arthropoda, Insecta, Diptera, Drosophilidae. The transcript is spliced from 2 exons. The record is from RefSeq and is a predicted model, not a curated record.
UGGCAUGCGCUACCCAACACUAGCGCGUUUGUUUGCGUAGGCGGGCAAACACAUUUGUAGCAACUGUGCGAAUAAUAAAUAAGUAAAACACGGGAAACAUGUUUGGUGAAGCGCAGUCAGAGUCAGCCAGGGUCGAGCGCCAUGUCAGAGCGUCGAGGGGUGCAGGAAAUACCCGUAGACUACCAGCCAGUGGCUACACAAGCAGAUCACAUUGCAAGCACCUCCUGCUGCAGGCGACCCAACUGCAAUAUCGCCGCGAGAGAUGAGCGAAAAGUGUGCUGCUGUGGUCACGGGUACAUCAUACCCGUUUUCAUACUGUUCGUGCUUGUGCUGAUAGUGCUGCUGUUGCCUUGGGAGACGUUUCACAGCAACGAGGGAGCACACGCAAACACCCCCGGCCCAGUUGCGGCCGCGUUUCCAUGCCAACUCCAACUGGUGGAGUCCAUACCCAUUGGACUUAACUUCGCCGAGGGUAGUCCACAGUUCUUGAGCACAUUUGAGUCCUGGCAGCUGCUGCUGGGCAGGGCAAAGACUACAUUGGACAUUGCCGCACCCUACUGGACACUGCGCGGCGUCGGUGUCAAUGACAGCAGCAGCACUCAGCAUGGGGAGCAGCUCUUUCAGCGCCUGCUGUCCAAUGGCGACGCGGGCAGGCCGAAGCUGCGUAUCCGAAUCGCCCUAAAUCGCAGCCAGGAGAGUGUCUGGCAUGCGGACGCCAGGAUCUUUGCCAACUACGGUGCUGCCGAUGUGGUGGCAGUGGAGCGGCUGCGCGCGAAUCUCUGGAUUGUGGAUGGACAGCACUUCUAUCUGGGCAGCGCCAACAUGGACUGGCGUUCGCUCAGCCAGCGCAAGGAAAUGGGCGUCCUGGGCCAAAACUGUCCCCAUCUGACACGUGAUUUGGCCAAGAUAUUUAAAGCGUAUUGGUACUUGGGCAGCAACGAUGUGCCCAGCUACUGGCCCUGGAACUAUCACACGCACAUCAAUCAGCGGCGACCACUUCUGCUGAAUGUGAAUAUGAAUUAUACGAUGCAGGCAUAUGUCUCCAUCUCACCGCCUUCGCUGGCAGCCACGGGGCGUGCCAAUGAACUGGAUGCCGUACUGAAUGCCAUCGACAAAGCCACGGAGUUCGUUUGCAUUGCUUUGGUAGAUUAUUAUCCGCUGUUGAGGCAUCAAGGCAAGCUGGAAUAUUGGCCGCAUUUGGAUAAUGCUCUGCGCAAGGCAGCCGUGGAGCGAGGAGUUGCCAUCAAACUGCUCAUUUCCUGGUGGAAGUAUUCCGAUCCAAGCGAAGAUCACUUUCUGCGCUCACUGCAAGCCCUUUCCCAGCUGAGGGAUGAUGUGGAGAUAGAAAUUCGCCGCUUUGUGGUGCCAACCACAGAGGAGCAGGAGAAGAUACCCCACGGGCGCGUCAAUCAUAACUCCUACAUGAUAACGGAGGAUGUCGCCUAUAUUGGCAGCUCUAGCUGGUCGGGCGAGCAGUUCAUUUACUCGGCUGGCGUUGGACUAAUCUUGCACGACAUGGACUACAAUAACAACAGUCUUCGCACAGAUUUGUUGGCUGUUUUCAAUCGCGAUUGGUUUAGUCCGUUUUCGCUGCCACUGAAGCACAAUUUUCGCAUUUGAAUACGUACCGCUCUACCUCAGGCACUUUACAGC